Messenger RNA from Nicotiana tabacum (common tobacco), 781 nucleotides. The record is from RefSeq and is a predicted model, not a curated record. NCBI's taxonomy places the organism in Eukaryota, Viridiplantae, Streptophyta, Magnoliopsida, Solanales, Solanaceae.
GUUUUUCCAUUCAAAAUAAAACAUUUCUCCUAUAGUCAUGGGAUUUUUUCUCUUUUCACAAAUGCCCUCAUUUUUUCUUGUCUCUACACUUCUCUUAUUCCUAAUAAUAUCUCACUCUUCUCAUGCCCAAAACUCUCAACAAGACUAUUUGGAUGCCCAUAACACAGCUCGUGCAGAUGUAGGCGUGGAACCAUUAACUUGGGACAACGGGGUAGCAGCCUAUGCACAAAAUUAUGUUUCUCAAUUGGCUGCAGACUGCAACCUCGUACAUUCUCAUGGCCAAUACGGCGAAAACCUAGCUCAGGGAAGUGGCGAUUUUAUGACGGCUGCUAAGGCCGUCGAGAUGUGGGUCGAUGAGAAACAGUACUAUGACCAUGACUCAAAUACUUGUGCACAAGGACAGGUGUGUGGACACUAUACUCAGGUGGUUUGGCGUAACUCGGUUCGUGUUGGAUGUGCUAGGGUUCAGUGUAACAAUGGAGGAUAUGUUGUCUCUUGCAACUAUGAUCCUCCAGGUAAUGUCAUAGGCCAAAGUCCAUACUAAUUGAAAUGAAUGUCCAUUUCACGUUAUAUAUGUAUGGACUUCUGCUUGAUAUAUAUAAACAACUUAAAUAAUUGCACUAAAAAGCAACUUAUAGUUAAAAGUAUAUAAUAUUUGUAAUCCUCUGAAGAACUGGAUCUGUAAAAAGUCCAAGUGGUCUUAAUUAAGGGGGGGAGGAUAUAUGAAUUCAGCUUGAUGUAUGAUCUGAUAUUAUUAUGAACUCUUUAGUACUCUUACGAA